Acanthosepion pharaonis is the source of this 1008-nucleotide messenger RNA. The record is from the annotation of a GenBank genome assembly. Lineage: Eukaryota; Metazoa; Mollusca; Cephalopoda; Sepiida; Sepiidae.
AUGCUCUGUCUAUCUAAUGUUGUUGAUAUCGAUCUGUCUCCCUCAAGUUUUUCAUAUCUAUUUAUCGAUCUAUCUAUCUUUCUCAAGUUGUUCAUAAAUAUCUAUCUAUCCUUCUCAAGUUGUUCAUAUCUAUCUAUCUAUCUAUCUAUAUAUCUAUCUAUCUAUCUAUCUAUCUAUCUAUCUAUCUAUCUAUCUCAAGUUGUUCAUAUCUAUAUCUAUCUAAAUUUGUCCACAUCUUUAUCUAUCUAUCUAUCUAUCUAUCUAUCUAUCUAUCUAUCUAUCUAUCUAUCUAAAGUUGUUCAUAUCUAUCUAUCUAUCUGUCUAAAAAUUGUUCAUAUCUAUCAAAAGUUGUUCAUAUUUAUCUAUCUAUCUAUCCAUCUACCGUAUCUAUCUCAAGUUGUUCAUAUCUAUCUAAAGUUGUUCAUAUCUAUAGUAUGUAUCGAUUUGUCUAUCUACCUCAGCUUGUUCAUAUCUAUCUAUCUAUCUAUCUAUCUAUCUAUCUAUCUAUCUAUCUGUCUUCUUUUGAUUGUCUCUUUAUCUACACCUCCAUUCAUGACAUUCUCAAUCUCAAGCCAACGCUCUCUCUCUCUUAGUCUGUUCAUAUCUAUCUAUCUAUCUAUCUAUCUAUCUAUCUAUCUAUCUAUCUGUUAUGGUCCAAGUUCCUUGUACCACGGUGAUGGUUCAAGUUUCCAUAACACUAUCUAUCUAUGCCCAUUAUCUAUCUAUCUAUGCCCAUUAUCUAUCUAUCUUUGUCCAUUAUCUAUCUAUAUUUCUAUCUAUCUUAGUCUGUUCAUUAUCUAUCUAUGUAUCUAUAUUAGUCUGUUCAAUAUCUAUCUAUCUAUCUAUCUAUCUAUCUAUCUAUCUAUCUAUCUAUCUUACUGUUCAUAUCUAUACAUUUUACUGUUCAUAUCUAUCUAUCUAACUCUUCAUAUCUAUCUAUGUAACUUACUGUUCAUAUCUAUCUUACUGUUUAUAUCUAUCUAUCUAUCUAUCUAUCUAUCUAUCUAG